Molecule: messenger RNA, 3328 nt
Organism: Pecten maximus
Lineage: Eukaryota; Metazoa; Mollusca; Bivalvia; Pectinida; Pectinidae
Product: multidrug and toxin extrusion protein 1-like
Exons: 17
Coding region: 3-1814 (603 amino acids)
Biological process (GO): xenobiotic detoxification by transmembrane export across the plasma membrane
Cellular component (GO): membrane
Molecular function (GO): xenobiotic transmembrane transporter activity; antiporter activity
Source: RefSeq, a predicted model, not a curated record
CUAUGUACUCCAUGUCCUGCGUCAGUAUUGCGUUCUGUGGACAGUUCAGCAAGGAGGCCCUGGACGGUGCAUCUCUGUCCACCACGAUCACCAAUGUACUUGGGACAUCUGUCAUGGUUGGGUUGUCGUCAGCAUUCGACACACUGUUUCCCCAGACAUAUGGAAGUGGGAACCAGUACGCCGUUGGAAUCAUUUUACAGAGGGGACUGAUCAUCCUGUUCCUCGCAUGCUUCCCCUGCGUGGCUAUCUUCAUCAAUACGGAGCAUUUGCUUCUCCUGUUGGGCCAGGAGACAGAGGUGGCAAGACUUGCAGGUCUUCAUGCCACAGCUUAUUCCUUUGGACUCCCGGGUCACGCACUGACAUGCAUACUUAUACGGUAUCUACAGUGCCAGGGGAUCGUUAUACCGAACGUGUUUAUGGGGCUGGGAUCGGCAUUGGCUAACGUCGGGAUACACUGGCUCUUUGUCUUCUACCUCGACAUGGGAACAUUUGGGGCUGGCCUCGCUCUAGGUAUUGCACGAUGGUUAUUUUCUAUCGUGCAAGUAAUUUACAUAUUGGUAGCUGGUGUUUACAAAGACACAUGGGCAGGCUGGAGUAGAGAGUGUCUGUACGAGUGGGGAACAUACCUCACACUUGCCAUUGCUGGGAUGUUGAUGUUGUGUUUGGAGUGGUGGUGCUAUGAGAUCCUAGUUUUUCUAUCCGGUUUGCUAGGUGCCACCCAACUUGCGGCUUUUACCAUUGUAUACAACGUUGCUACAUUGACAUUAAUGAUCCCGUACGCUAUCGGAACUUCCGCCUCGGUAAUUGUGGGUAAUCAUCUCGGGGCCGGUGAUGCUGAGAAAGCCAAAGUCACAUACCGAGUAGUUUUAUUUGUCGGUGUCACAGAAGCGACGAUCAUAGCCGUGACCACCUUUAUAUGUAAGGACGCCAUUCCUGUUCUCUUCACUCCGGAUUUAGAGGUUCAGAUUCUCACUUCCACAUUGCUCAUUAUUGCAGCAAUAUAUGAAAUCUUUCAGCAUACGAAGGAAAUCCUGUGCGGCGUACUGAGGGGAGCCGGCCAUCAGAUAUACGGCGCACUCUCCAGCUUUUUCUCCUUUUACGUAGUCGCCCUGUCCAUAUCCAUCCCACUGCUGCUCCUUACAGAGCUGGAGGACGAAGGAGCCUGGUGGGGAGCCUGUAUCGGGGUGUUUGUGCAUUCCGUUCUACUGCUCAUCAAAGCUCAGAGUCUGGACUGGAAGGAUGAGGUAAACAAGGCUCAGGGACGAGCUGGAAUCGUGAAAGAUGUCAUUUUGUAUAGCGAUUUAAAAGGUGGGAAAUUCCCUACCAGAAGCAACCUACCAGACGACCAAAAAAUCAUCGCCAAUGGCUACAAACUUCGGGAACUGAACGGGUCAGUUCCACCAGGAGCGCUGAACGGGUCAGUUUCUAAUGGAAAAGCAAACGGAUCUCUCGCAUUCGAAUUUGUCGAUAUGAACGAGAUCAAUGAAAUGCACGGAGAUGAUAUCCACUUAACGAGCGCGGACUUCAACAGUAACAAUGGUGACGUCAUCCAUGGCAAGGAUGAGAUAAGUCUGGACACGAAGAUGUUGAUUCUGUCUCGUAUAGCAACGGUGUUCUUACUUGUCGUCGUGCUAAUUGGAAGCGUUUUCUUGAAGCUGAUUCUGGACCAACGCGUAGAUGAUACAUUCAGGUACAAUUUCGAUGUUGCCACGGCCCUGAAUGAGUCUGGAAUACUAGAUUUGGCUCUCAAUAGCUCAGCGAAAUUUAUCAGCAGUCUGAAAACGAAUAUUGGCGUAGCAAACAUCACCUUUUAGUGGUUGACAUUUAAUUUCAUACCCUGCUGUUCAAGAAGAAAUUACUGCUGAUGUGCAUAUUUUAGCGGAAAUAAUAUUUUCGCCCUCGGAGCAAUGCACUAAAUCAUAACUGCACAUAAUUACAGUUGUUCUAUACCAUUCCUAUAGAAAAGCAUCAAUCUCUCCCAGAGUGCAUUGCGGUUCCCUUUAUUGUGUUCCCAAUGCACUCUGGGAGAGAUUGGAAAAUCAUAUGGGUGCGUUAUUUUCAUCAUUGCACAAGUCAGUUUUUAUAAUGCGCUAAAACGGAGGGCGUCAAAAUGUGUACGAAUCACGAUUGGAAUACAACACUCAACUGUAGAGUGAAAGAUUGGGAUAUAUAUGCUGAGGGGACUCCGACAGCACAUCAAUCACAUGAUUGACUAUGAAAAGUCUUGGUGAUAGGUAUACAAUUUCUGCAAGUACAAACGACUUUCAUGAUUAAAAUUUCAAAUUAACGAUACUAAUGGUCCAAAGACAAUAAAAACCAAGUCGGAGAAAAUCAACCAACCACGCUCGACUGUAUAAUCGACUCCAAAUAACCAGGUGUCUUUCUUUAAAAUCAAAUCUCCCUACGUCAGUGGUACGUCCGUCGUCUGUCCGUAAAGUAUUGGAAGGAUACCCCUUGAUCUAUAGUUGUGUCUGUUUAAUAUUGAGUCUGUUCGGAAAACAAAAUGGCCGACAGGCAGGCCAUCUUGUAGUUUGAAAGUUGAGAUUUAUCGCUAUUUCUCGAGAAGCAAUGGAAGGAUAUUUCCCAAACUUGACAUAUAUGUAGGUUACUCUUGGUUCUAGUUAAUUUUGAGUCAGAUCGGAAAAGCAAAAUGGCAAUCAAGUUGCCAUCUUAGAUUUUGUCAGUUAAGGUUUGUUAUCGCUAUAUCUCAAUAAUCUCUAGUUUAAACAUAUUUCAUUUGAAAAUGUUCAAAAGGAAUUGGACACAAGUUGUAAAACUAUAAACUUCUUUGGUUUCUUAUGAAGGUUUCUCUUGUUAUCAAAUGAUUAAGAAUAAGGGGAAAACGAGGAAAGGAGGGAAGAACCAUUAAUAACCAUUCAAUGAUGGACGCCAACAUCCAUACGGGAACUCUUGUAUUAUUACAAUUAGGCGUUACGAUAAUAUGUCGGCUUCUAAACCAUAAUGACAGAAGCAAUUUAUUAUUGCUUGUAUUCAUAGUUAAAUGAAAUAUCACAGGUUUAUAAUACUUGCUCUGCUAAAGACGAGCAUUUUGAGCUAUUUUAGACUUCAAGUCCCACCUCUGUUCUGGUGUGAUAAUUCACUAGCUUGUCUCAGUAGACACAAACGUUUUACAAAUAUCGGAAAACAGUUUAACUCGUGUUUGUCCUGAAUCGGAAUUCUGAAGUAACCCUGACUGAUAUUUACAUGAGUUACUUAGUAACAGUAUUCACAGACACCGUACAGUAUUGAAGAGAAAUUCUAUCAACCUAUAUGUAUUUUCUAACGAAUCCUUCAUACAAGUAUCAAUUAAAAUUUGAUGUUUUGAUAA